GCGGCGCCGGCGGCGCCGGGCCCGGGCGGCUGCCCCGGUGAGAGGCGGUGCGGGGCGGCAUGGCAGAGGCGGGCGGCGCCGCCGGCCUGAGGGGCCGGAGCCUUCCCGAGCUGCGGGAGAUGCUGAGGCGGCAGGAGCGGCUGCUGGCGGACCGGAAAUUCAUCGCUAGGCUGCCAGAUAAGGGUAAGAAGAUCUCUGAUUUUGCUGAAAAGCUGAGGCUUGCCAUUUUACAAGAGGAAGAAUUAGCAAGGACGGCUGAGCUGUUAUCUGCUGUCAGGUUGGAGUUUCAGGUGAAACAGGAGGAGAUGAUUACACGCAAACAGGAAGUUAUCCUCAACAAGGACACUCCAAACCAUGAAGAUUCCUCAGUCUUUAAUAAAAACUCUAAUAUUGAAGAGGUUUCUGAGAUUUCUUCCCAAAGGCAGGAGGCAGAAUGUAUUGAGCAGGAGGCCACAAAUACAGCUCUGGAAAAUGAAAGGACUCAGAGGAAAAAUAAUAAAGACAAGACUGUUACAAAAGAUCAGAAUCUUUCUUGUGAAGUCAUCUCCAAGUCAGCCACGAGCAAUCAACUGAAAAAUGAUCAGCAGGUAUCUCAGAGCAAUACUGAGGAUGGUGCAGAAAGUACAGCUGCUUUGGACAACAGUAAAGACGCAUUGGUUGAUGCCUUUCAAAAAGUUACAAUUGAAGAUGGGGAUAGUAAUGAAAAAGUAUUGGAAAAAGAACAGAAUGUGGCUAAACACAAGGGCAAUAUCUUUGGAAGCCUGCACCCCAAGACACCACAUUAUAUUGAAGUUCUGGAGUCUAGAGCCAAGAACCCAAUCAUAAAGAAAAGCAAAUUUAAACCAAAUGUAUUAUCAGGAGAGCAAAGUGGAUCAUCACGUGGUUCCUCAUCCAGUCAGUCACCUGGGGGAUCUGGCUCUCCAAUUACUACUGAAGAAAGAAGACUUAGAGAUAAGAAACAUUUGAAUGAUAUAACAGCAGCUCGGCUGCCACCACUUCACCAUUCCCCUGCUAAGCUGUUAUCCAUAGAGGAAUCCAUAGCAAUUCAAAUACAGCAAAAAGAAGCUUAUGAGGAAAUGCAAGCCAAGCUUGCAGCACAGAAGCUUGCAGAGAGAUUGAAUAUAAAAAUGCUCAGGUUUGAACCAGAGGGGGAGGCCUCAAUGCAAUACAGAGAAGUGAGAGAUGAAGAUUAUUUUUCAGCAGAGGACUGAAUUUUCAGCAGAGGACAGAAGGGAUGUCUGAGGAUGAGCCACGUAACUGAUCUUUAUGCAGUACUUCUUAAAACCCAGACCUGGAUAUUGAGAAUGCUUGAUCUAGUAAUUUUUUUUCUUAAAAUUUUAACAUUAUAGCUAUGCGAAGGGUUCAGUGUAAACCUCAUAAAUAUAAAUGUUAUAAGGUGGUAACCCUGGUGUUGUUUGGGGACUGCUUUUUGAGCACUCGGGGCAGUUCAUCUUUGGAAUGCCCCAUAGUUUUCAGCUAGAGUGAAGCAAGCUCUUUUGGAGGCUAUGGAGAGUCAUCUACAAGAGAAGGUUUCUUCUGUGCAAAAAUGUGAUUACAAAGGGCAUUGGCACACACAUUCAUGAAGUAGGCUAAGGUGCCCCUGAACUGCCUGCAUGUAUGGAAGCUCUUGUAUAAAUGUGAGAUACUACUUUUAUCGAUUAUCUUGCUUUUACCAUACGGUGAAAAUACAUGCCUAGACAGCUGCAAUAAAUGCGCACUAGGUAGCCUGUAAGUUAGCUUCUUAUCUCAUGAGAACUUGUUUCUGUGCCUGCACCUUAAAAUAACACUUUCUGCCCUUAUGUUGUAAAUAGAUUAAGAAUUUCAAGUUAUUUUGUAACUCAAAUUCUGUUUGGGCUUUAAGGGACUCUGCUGUUUCAUUUGUGGUGAUUACUGCAAAGCACAUCAAGAGAUCAAGUUAAUCUGAGGACUUUAAUAUUUUUAUUAAAGGUCUUGAUGUUCUUCCUUAUUUUUGUACACUGCUUUCACACUUUGGAAUACUAUUUUUUCAUAGUCCGAUACUGUAAAUUAAGAGAUCUGGUUUUCUUGAAGAAAAUGUUCUGUGUAUUUUGCAGCUUUAGCUGUUCUUUGAAGAUAAAAAAAAAAUCAUCUUCCUUACAAUAACAUUUUCUGCCUUUUAAUAUGAGUUUUGAGUGAUGAGGAACACACCUGAGAAGUUUUUCACAACAAUAUUCCACUGUUCACUAGGGUAUUCCAGCCCUGUUAUCAGUUCAGGUCUAAAAAACAAGCCUCAAAGAUUCCUUGUACAGCCUGGCAACACCUGUUUUCCAAGAUGCUGCAGCAGCGGUGUGUGCAAGGCUUGUCCCCAUGUGUACAUAUUCCUGCAGGAAUGGUGUCUCUGGAAACUGAAGGUGGUCCACAUGCGAGUCAUUCAAAAAGCUGCACAAUAUCAUCUAGAAAUGGGGGAUGACAGACUCUGGCACUUCUUGAAUGCAUACAGUACCUUACUAGCUGGUAGUAACUCUCCUCCACAUGCUCCACAAGCUCUCCCAGGCAGUCCCUGUUGCACAGUCCGUACCCUGGCAAUGCACUUUCACAGGUGGAACUGCUGCUAAGAUAAUAUGUGGUAUUUUUAAAUAGGCUAUCUGUUGCUUGUCUGUGAUGCCUCUUUUCUGUGCUCUUUCACAGGUUUCUUGUUCGUUGGCUUCUCAUCAGCUGUCUGCUCUUCCCUUUUCCUCCUAAGACUUAUCUCCUGUCCUGAAAGCAAAUUCAUAUACCGCAUCCUUGCACCACCCAUUCCCUUUCAUAGGACAUAAUGCUGCCUAUAUCUGUAUUUAACUUCUGCUACAUGUCAUGCAUCCUCCUCCCAUUGCUGUCUUCUCUUGCUUUCUGUAACUCCAUCUAAAUACCAACUGUGCAACUGGGCACCUUCUACAGACCUCAGUCACUUGCACAUCUUGCAGAGACCUUUGUGGUUUUGCCACAGCUGCCCUCCUACUGAGGCUAUCCUUCCUUCUUUCCUGUUUUGGUUUCAGACUGUUCAGGUGUUUGCCUCUUCUGGGCCGUGUAUCUUAUUUUUUACCAUCUUUUCCUGGUUUUCAGUGGUUUGUUUGUUUGUUUUUUUUUUUUCUUUUCUAUGUUCCUGCUUCAUCCUUCCAGCUUCUCACAAUUGCUUGUCUUUAUCAGCACUAUUUUUUGGCACAUUUUCAGUCAUUCACAUUCAUUCCUCAGCAUCCAUGUUGAUGACACACCUCAUCCUCAGCUGUAUGUAUUUCUGCCCUCAGCGUCUUCCUUCAGUGUGUGGCUGACUCCACAGGCCGGUAGAGUGCUUUUCUCUUGUGGGUGCAGUUCAGCUCUCAGACCACCUUUGUCCAUGCUACCACCAUCAUCCAGCUGGGUCUCGUCAUCAGUCCUCCCCUUAUUUCAGUCUGUUGUAUUGCUUAAGGACAAGCGGCUCCAGAAGUGUGUCGGCUUUCCCUUUGCUGUUGCAUAAAGCACAAGCUAUCACUUCCAGGCCUGUUUGCAUCUCUCCCCCUCACUAAGAUCAUCACCAUUGUCCCUGUACUGACUGUGCUGUCACACUUUUAAAGUUUUUUUUAAGAUUUUCUGUGCUAAAGGAAUUUACACAAAGCUACACAGUUAAGAAUUUGUUUUCUAGGUUACUGAAAUCUAGCUCACCAUAGGCUUCUGCUGACCACUGUCUUAUGCUAACAAAAAUUAUGCUCUUUCCUUGAGCUUUUAAGGCUUACUUUUGCUCUCUAAACUUUGUGAAGCAGAGGCAGUUUUCUUGAUCUGUAUUUUGAUAGGAUUCAAUAUGUUGGACUUUGCCCCGAAUGGGCAAAAAUCACCCUUAAGGGGGUGGGGGGAACCAAUCACUCUAGUAACAGGUGAAGUGCGUUAGGUAUUUGUUACCUGAUUAGCAGCUGUUUAGCACAGCGCUGGGGGAGUCCUCGUGGAAGAGAGUGCUGCCUGAAUACAAAACCAAGGUUAAGGUAUGAAUUUUAAGUUAUUACUAAAGGGUUUGUUUUACUGCAAAACCUGGAAGCUUUCAUGGGGGCUUGUUGGUCCUAAGUUCUGAGCACAGGUAUCUACUUUGAAUGAUUUUGUGAGUGAAAGAAAGCAAAGACUCGGGUAUAAAGAGAGUCCCAUGUUAAGGAGGGUGUGCAAUCCAGAAGUUACUAAAAGAGAGUAAGAGGAUGAAUCAUGGAAUGGUUUAGUCAUACUGAAUUAAGUUUCUGGUCAAGCAUGGUAUUGCUGUUGUGCAUUUCACUGUUCUCCAGUUCCAGAACAUUUCAAAACGUACACUGAGAAUUAAGGAGCUUGCUCUCUAUUUCGGGUGUGGACUGUUUUAGUAGAGUGGGCUGUUAAGCUAGUAGAAAAUAAAGAAUUGAUAAUAUGUGUCUGAA
Messenger RNA from Calidris pugnax (ruff), 4364 nucleotides. It is a transcript of the gene POLR2M, whose product is annotated as polymerase (RNA) II (DNA directed) polypeptide M. NCBI's taxonomy places the organism in Eukaryota, Metazoa, Chordata, Aves, Charadriiformes, Scolopacidae. Gene Ontology annotation, cellular component: intracellular anatomical structure; nucleus. Bases 60 to 1211 code for a protein of 383 amino acids. The record is from RefSeq and is a predicted model, not a curated record. The transcript has 4 exons. Gene Ontology annotation, molecular function: transcription elongation factor activity. Gene Ontology annotation, biological process: intracellular signal transduction; transcription elongation by RNA polymerase II.